AUGGCGUCACAUCGUUUCGAAGUAACAGUUGUACCUGAACCCAAUCGUAAUGUUUCAUCAAUUGAACGAUCUGAAAUAAUUCCAUUAAUUCAUAUUGAAAAUGAAAUUCCAACACCACCACCAUUACCUGCUGCUCUUCCGUCAGUCUAUGAAAAGAAUAAAAAUCGAACAUCAUCACGCUUUUUUAAUACAAUUUUACUACGAAAAUCUUUAGACAUUCGUCGUCGUGCUACAAUUGCAGCAGCAGUUGGAUCUAUUAGUGAUCAAUUAAAAAAGAGUUCAUCAGUUGAUGCUAUUCAUAAAACUGAAUCGAAAUCGACACCUCCAUCUGCAACUAGUCAAAUAGAUCUUAUUAUUGCUCCUGAAGUUGAAGAAUCUGAUACAUAUUCAACAGUACAAUCAAAUAAUUAUGAUACAAAUCCAUUACGUAUAACGAAUAAAUUUCUUCAAGAACUUCGUGCAAAACGUCGAGAAUUACAUGAAAAAUCAAAAAAUAUUGCCAUUGAUCAACGUAUUGAUUUAAAUCGUCGACGAAAGCAACGAACAAUUGUACGUGCACAAGAUAUAUUUGAUGUACAUUUUCAAUUAAAUAAUGAUGAUGAUGAUGAAUUACCAUUAUUAGAACCAAAUAUAUUUACUGAAGAAAGCCAAGAAAAAAUUCGUAAUGAUAUUUAUAAUGAAUUAAAUCGUCAACGUGUCAAACAAUAUGAUAAACAAAAACGACAUUUAAUAUUGGGUCAAUCAUUAUUAUUGUUUAUGACAUCAUUGUUAGCAUUCAUGAGUUUAACAUUAAUCUAUGUUGUAUUCGACUUGUAUAAUCGAGCAAAUCAUUCAGAUGCAAAAAUACCAGAAAAUAAAUUUAUAUCAAUGAUUAAUGAUAAAGCAACAAAUUUUUAUUGA
Rotaria sp. Silwood2 is the source of this 900-nucleotide messenger RNA. The record is from the annotation of a GenBank genome assembly. NCBI's taxonomy places the organism in Eukaryota, Metazoa, Rotifera, Eurotatoria, Philodinida, Philodinidae.